AUAAAGCCUAUCCCGUUUGCUGAAUGUGUCACUAACAUUUUUAGCAGAAUGUGUACUUGUGGUUGUCCGAAUAGAUAGCAGAUGUUGCAAUGGUGGAUAAAAUUCACCGACGUAUUAAUCCAAAACUUGAUGCUAGAUUCAUGGAAUGGCAAUACUGAAGCCUUUCUUGCAGUCUGAUCCACUGGCGUUGCUUACACUACCACAAUAACCUUUGACUGUGUGGGCAGCGGGCAUUAUGGAGGACCUGGCUUCUCCCUCUGUCCUACCAGGACCAUCUCAUGUCCCAUGCUGGAAUCCCACGGGGCGUCAGAUCCGGAAAACGGGCACGCACGACAUCUUCCAUGGAGUGAACCUGCGGCAGCUGCGUCGCCUGUUUCAGGCUGCAGGAGAACAGGACGCUGAGCAGCGGGCCAGGAUGGUGUGGCGAGGAGACCGCGGAACGGACACAGGAGACAUGGAAGAGGAGGAUGUGCGGGCAGAGGUGGAAAUUGGUUUAGCUCAGGCCCUGGUCGGGCUCAGGGUCCGUGCACGCACCAAAAGUGGCAUAAGAGCAGAGGGUCACCGGGAUGGAAACCGAAGGACUAGACCUUCAUCAAUACAACACAGGAGCGGGGAUGCAUCAAAGAAACAGCCUGAGGAUGUUCUAGAUGUAGACGCUGAGGUGGGAUUUGGUGGAGUAUUAGAGCCGGCAAGCAGCACUGAGGGGCCGGACAUUGCACUGAGGGACACCGAGAUGGUCGAGAUCUCCAACCGUUUUGGCGCAAGAGAGAAGGAUCCCCAGCGGCACCUUCACAGGAUCCGACACUGAGAUGGGAUUACACCACAAACUGGGACAAUCCGUGUAGCCCAUUCUCCAUCAGCCUCAACCCACACUACUGUACCCUUUGUUACGAUAGCCAAGCUAAUAUGAAUGAUAGUAAUGUAGGCACUGGCGACUGGAGGAACGGGAUAGACUUUCUGUUUACUUGAACUGAGACACACUACUUCGCCUCAUUCCUCACCAUAUAACUUACAUUUUUGGGUGCCAAUGUGGCCUAGCUAAGUUUUACUUCAAUACUGAAACUGAUCUAUUAAACUUGAAACACACAUACA
Molecule: messenger RNA, 1092 nt
Organism: Alosa sapidissima (American shad)
Lineage: Eukaryota; Metazoa; Chordata; Actinopteri; Clupeiformes; Clupeidae
Gene: avpi1
Product: arginine vasopressin induced 1
Exons: 3
Coding region: 236-808 (190 amino acids)
Source: RefSeq, a predicted model, not a curated record